Daphnia carinata is the source of this 2605-nucleotide messenger RNA. Its product is annotated as kinesin-like protein KIF16B. The transcript is spliced from 11 exons. Gene Ontology annotation, molecular function: microtubule binding; ATP binding; microtubule motor activity. The coding region runs from base 23 to 2461 and encodes 812 amino acids. The record is from RefSeq and is a predicted model, not a curated record. Lineage: Eukaryota; Metazoa; Arthropoda; Branchiopoda; Diplostraca; Daphniidae. Gene Ontology annotation, biological process: microtubule-based movement.
GGCAUUUAGCUUGUAUGGUACCAUGUCAAACAUAAAAGUUGCAGUUAGAGUACGUCCACUAACUACCAGCGAAGCUACGCUCAAUCAUCAGUUAACGGUGCAAAUGGAUGUCAACAAUAUAGUUCACUUACAUAUUCCGGCGUUAUCGAAAACCAGUGCGGAGGAUGGAUGGAAUAAUAAAAGGGCAUCAAGUCAGUCACGGCAAUUCGCUUUUGACCAUUUCUUUCCUGCGACGGAUGGUUCUUCUGUUUCCGCUAAUAUUGCCAGCCAAGAAAAGGUAUUCGAAGAGCUGGGUAUGCCGGUGCUGAACUCUUUAUUCGAUGGGUACAAUGCGUGCGUGUUGGCUUACGGGCCAAGUGGAACAGGCAAAACUUAUACCAUGAUGGGGACUCCGUUGGAACCUGGUUUAGCUCCAAGACUAUGCACUGCUAUUUUUGAACGAAUGAAUUCCGAAUGUGGUUGCAGUAACGUCCACCGACCUUCGUUUCGGAUCGACAUUAGUUUUAUGGAGAUUUAUAACGAGAAGGUGCGUGAUCUUCUGGAAGAACAUUCAAAUCGAGGCUCUGUGCUGCUGAAAAUCCGCGAACAUCCACAAUUAGGACCUUAUGUUCAAGGGUUAAGUCGUCAUACUGUGGAAGACGCUGCGGCGGCCUUGGGGCUUCUGAAGGAGGGCGCGCAGCGUAGAGCUUCAGCUGCCACACACAAAAAUGGUCAUUCCUCCCGUUCGCACGCAGUAUUUACGGUACACUGCACAGCAGCUUGGGUCACUGAUGAGGGAUUGCCACGAGAAACUGUUGCAAAACUUCAUUUGGUUGACCUGGCAGGAAGUGAACGAGCAAGUUGCAAUCCCAUCAACCGUCUCCGCCUCAAAGAAGGUGCGCUUAUCAACAAAUCUUUGGCCAGUUUGGGCAAUGUGAUCAACGCUUUAGCGGAAAAAGCUUCUUUGAGCAGAGUUAGUACUAGUACUCUCAAUACUAGCAGCUCAUCUACCUCCAGUGUUAACACACCGUCCGUCCAAACACCUACCGCAUUACCACGUCGUUUUCAGACACCUUUCGUACCAUACCGCGAUUCAGUACUAACAUGGCUUCUCAAGGAUUCCUUGGGUGGCAAUUCGAAGACCUUUUUGGUGGCAGCUAUUUCCCCUUCAACUCGCGCAUUUAAGGAAACUGUAAAUACUCUUCGAUUUGCCGAACGAGCCAAACGUGUUGUUAAUGAACCGGUGAUCAACGAAAAUGCAAGUAUUGAAUUGAUUCGCCAUUUAACGCAAGAGGUUACGCGUUUAAGAGUUUUGUUUACUCAGUCGGUGAAAUCCAAUCAAUCCAGUGACAAUGUGGGUAUGAUUCCUUCUAAAAACAUCACCAAUUUGUUAGGCGCUAACCAUUCGAACGCAUGCGAAUUAACCCGAGACUGGUUACGAGAAUGGCGUCGCGAAAUUGGUGAAGCAACAGCAACCGUUCAUCGUACGCCACAGUUCAGCGAGAUUGGUAUCCAGACCUCAUUCCCCAUCAUCAUGGAAGACAUAGGAUAUGUGAUGCCUGCAAAAGAAGCCAAGUCGGCAAAUAGACCGCCCGUGGGAAAUGUAACAAGUAACUUAGGUACUAUUCUCUUCCACGGUGAAACUACCUGUUGGAGUGAUGAUAGUCUGAGUGAUUCAUAUCCGUCAGAAUGGUGUCCAACAACCGACAGUCAUACCGAAUAUCCAAGAAUGAGCAAGAUGGUACAAGAACCAGCUUCUAUCAUUGAGCCUAACUUUCAUAUCGGAGAAAGUUUAUCCGCCCCAUUUUUGGGUUCCUAUCACCAGCAGAAGCAGUCGCCAACUCCUUCGAACGAAAAGCGAAUCAACUCACGAAAAGUGAUUAAAACUAUGCCUGAUGUACAAACAACGUUUAAGAAUUCGGAGGAAAUCCCACUGAGCAUAAGUUCUUCGCCUCUAUCACCAUCUUUGGUUGUCUUUGGUCGUCAUCCAGAGAGUUUUUCCAAGCAAAAAGCCUUUUCGUACAUCCCAGACCAAGCUCAUUCGUCCAGCAGCUCGGUUUGCACUGGCGAAAAAAUGAUAAAUAAUGAUUCACCUAAAUCAUACCAAGAAUUGGAACACGAUAGCCAUAAUGUAGGAUUUGUGCCAUCGUCCCGCAUCGGUUUAUCUUCUUGCAACUCAAAGGUGAACUGCUGCUGUCAUACUCUCCGGCACGGUAAUCGGUGCAAAUUGCAAAAUCAGACUUUCUUAGCACAGUUUGCUUACCAGCGUAAGAGCUAUUGCCAACAUGACACAAAUUACCAGCAGACUCGAGCAGUACCUUGUAAAUCCCAGUCGUUUGAUACCAUACUACGGGCAGAAUUGUUAGCCAUUCGUCGACGAAUGGUGGCUCGAACAGCUAGCCCCAAAGUGGCAGCCUCUUUGCGUUAUUUAACUCAAUGGCAAACCGAUUCGCUGGCACACCCUCUCAGUAUAAACAGUUAACAUAGUUUUCUGGAUGCGAUUUCAGUUUAGUCGUUCACACCUUAAUGUUACCUUUUCACUACUUGGCACUGCCUUAACAAUAAUGCUCUUCACAACCAUGUUAACUUAUAAUAAAUGAAUAAAGUGACCUUUCUUAACGCCGUC